AUGGCUUCUCAUUUUAGCAUUACGGAUGACUCUUCUUUGGUGAGCAAUUCUGGCCGUAGUGUCAGGUGGGAUAAACCUAAGGCACCGGCUAUUAAAUUGAACACUGAUGGUUCUGUUAGUGCUAAUAAUGCGGGUUUGGGUGGCAUGAUUAGGGAUCACAAUGGCAAGCCUCUGGGUAUUUUUUCUGGCCCUUUGUUGCUGUGUUCUGUUUUGACGGCUGAGCUUAUGGCUCUGCAUCAGGGGUUAGAGAUUUGUAUGAAGUAUGGUUACCAGGUAAUCAAUAUUGAAGUGGAUUCUAAAAUUCUUUUGCAAGUGAUUUCUGGCAUUUCUGUGGGUUGUCUUCAGGAUUACUACACUAUUAGAAAAAUUAAUAAUUGCCUUGCUAAUUUAAACUAUACUAUAUCGCAUGUUUUCCGUGAAGGCAAUGCUUGUGCUGAUUGGCUUGCAAAGUUUGGUUCCCACAGUGGGGUGUUCCAGGAGCAUAACCUGAACAAUUUACCGGUUCCCCUUUCUGGCAUGAUUUGUAUGGAUAAGCUAGGUCUUCCUUAUAUUCGUCACACUUGA
Messenger RNA from Dendrobium catenatum, 564 nucleotides. RefSeq lists its product as uncharacterized. Gene Ontology annotation, molecular function: nucleic acid binding; RNA-DNA hybrid ribonuclease activity. The transcript has a single exon. The coding region runs from base 1 to 564 and encodes 187 amino acids. Lineage: Eukaryota; Viridiplantae; Streptophyta; Magnoliopsida; Asparagales; Orchidaceae. The record is from RefSeq and is a predicted model, not a curated record.